AUGGAUAGCAAGGAGGUCAAGCAGAAGGAAAGACGGACCCUUUUGGACCUAAUCUUACAGGUUAUAAGAGACAGCCAGCAGCGAGACAAAAGCAUCUCCAGACGUUGCGGCAGUGGACUUUACAAUGCCCCUCAAGACAUGAAGUUCUCCUCCCGUGAAAAGCCUUUCUAUGUUCCUAGGCUGGAUAACAGUAGACUCAUAGAAAUCGUUCCGCGAGAAUUAAACGCAAAAAGCCAAUACAUUCAACAUUUGACCGCAGGACCAGUCAAGUUCUCCCGGGAGUGCAGAACCCACUUCCACAGACUGUACCACAAUACAAGGGACUGUUCCACACCAGCAUUUUACAAAAGAUGUGCAAGAUUACUAACACGGCUAGCGAUGAGUCCGCUCUGCAUGCAGUCAUAG
Molecule: messenger RNA, 405 nt
Organism: Knipowitschia caucasica
Lineage: Eukaryota; Metazoa; Chordata; Actinopteri; Gobiiformes; Gobiidae
Source: the annotation of a GenBank genome assembly